AUGGCAAUACUGGGACUUGACGAAUUUCUUGAUAGGAAUUCAGCGAAGAAAAUUGCUUUAGUAACCAGUGGUGGUACUAAAGUGCCUCUUGAAAAGAAUACUGUUCGCUAUAUCGACAAUUUUUCACUGGGCAAUAGAGGUUCUGCAAGCGCUGAAUAUUUCUUAAAGUCGCAAUAUGCAGUAAUUUUCUUUCACCGGGAUAACUCUCUGAAACCAUUCAGUAGAAAAUAUAAAGAAUUAUUUUACAAUCUCAAAAUAGAUACGGAUGGUGCGGUUAAAGUCGAACAUAUUGAUGGAUUGUCAGAUGCUGUAAGGCUAUAUCACGAAUCCAAGGACUGCUUGUUCUUCAUUCCAUUUGACACAGUUAUGCAAUAUUUAUCAUUACUGCGAGAAAUAUGUUUGCGGUUACAGCCGAUGAAGUCAUCUGUUCUUAUUUAUUUAUCCGCAGCUGUUUCUGAUUUCUAUGUUCCGGACGAAGAUCUUCCAACCCAUAAAAUUCAUUCAAAUAAAGGUACUUUUAACCUCACGAUGAACAUUGUUCCGAAAAUACUCGGUUGCUUAGUAGAAUUAUGUUCCGAGGCAUAUAUUGUCAGUUUUAAGCUAGAAACGGACGAAUUAGUACUUGAGGCCAAAGCACGUGAAGCUCUUUUAAAGUACAAACAUCAGUUAGUGAUCGGUAACAUACUUGACACAAGAAAUAAAAAAGUCAUUUUCUUCAACAAAGAUACAGAGGAGGAAAUCAAAUUGACGAAGGAACAACAAGAAAAUUGUGUGGAGAUUGAAGAUCUCAUUAUCAGCAAACUUGUCAAAGAACACGCUAAUUUUAUGAAGCGACAGUAA
This is a messenger RNA of Dracunculus medinensis (Guinea worm), 840 nucleotides long. Lineage: Eukaryota; Metazoa; Nematoda; Chromadorea; Rhabditida; Dracunculidae. The record is from the annotation of a GenBank genome assembly.